Drosophila rhopaloa is the source of this 2529-nucleotide messenger RNA. RefSeq names its product dynein axonemal intermediate chain 4 (gene Dic61B). The transcript has 6 exons. Lineage: Eukaryota; Metazoa; Arthropoda; Insecta; Diptera; Drosophilidae. Gene Ontology annotation, cellular component: axonemal dynein complex. Gene Ontology annotation, molecular function: dynein light chain binding; dynein heavy chain binding. The record is from RefSeq and is a predicted model, not a curated record. Bases 165 to 2459 code for a protein of 764 amino acids. Gene Ontology annotation, biological process: cilium movement.
UUAGGAUGAAACUUUAAUCUGAGGUAACCAUGAAACUUGUGUUUGUUUGAACAAUUUUAAUGGACAUUUCAAACAUACAUAUUAAAAGAAACCAUUACCCCAAACUGAUGAAAUCACAAAAAUUUGGCCAAAAUCUAGAGGAGUACAAGGACAAAAUAUAAAUCAUGUCCAUGUCAGUGAGAAAUACAACCAAUAGUCAGGACUAUGGGAGUAUCCACAAACACCAGUCCAGUACCUUGGAGGGCGAUUUAAAAAAAAAGUCGGUCCAGGUCACUCAGUCGUUGGGCGAAGAGCAAAAGGCUAAGAAGAAGGAAGGAACUAUGCACUACUAUAAUGUGGAGACACUAGCUGAUCUGCAGUAUCGCUCCCAAAUCAAAGUCCUGGAGAAAAUUGACGACGAGGAGGUGGACAUGACGCCCAAGCCAAUCCCAAACGACACCUACGUAGAACAGUUCAUGAAGUACAACCUGAACGUCCUUCACCAAAUGACGAACUUCACCACAAUGCUGGGCAAGAACCAGGCCAGAUCCCGGACGCGGUCCAGCAUGCGGGCCGGAAUAGGUGGCAACAAACAGUCAAUCGACGAUCUGAUGAGCGGGAUCAUGUACGAGACCAUCAACUGGGACCCGUACAGCACCGUUGAGGCCCAAGGUCAGGCGUACGAGCCGAAGCCGUACACCAGGGCCUUUGUUAAGAUCACGCUGCGCAAGUCGUACUUCCUCGAGCUGCACAGCCAGCCGCAGACGACGGUGGCCAAGGCAUCGCCCGAGGGCGACGAAACGGAGCGGGACAACCGCCACUACGAGUACCUCACGGUGGGCAAGGGCAAAAUCCGGCGACGCUCCGAUAACGACGCCCAGACGGAGACGCUGCUCUUCACCACGCGGGCGGUGAACACCAUCCUGAUAACCAAGGCCACCGUCAGCUCGUACGUGUCCAACUUCGAAAUGUAUGACACGCUGAACAACAUUAGCAAGGAGUUCGCCACGAUGGCUUCGGUCAGGGACCUGGCUUCGUCCAUGGCGCAGACGGAGGAGACGGAGAGCUUUGAGGACGAAGAGACGAUGGCUGAGAAGGACAAGGUGACCACACAGAUCGAGCGGCUAUUCCGCAACCCCGAGUUCCGCAACGCCAUUAUGUACAUGGGUCGCACGCUCUCGAGCAAUACAAACGAGGCGGGGUUGCGCCGCUUCCGCAAUUUCGACCAGGUGGAGCGGUGGAACGCGCAGGCCGAGUACGUUUACUCGAUGAACGUGCUCUUCCGUCUGGUGCCGGAGCCCAGCAAGAACGAGCGCAAGGCCGUCAGCGACAUAGACUUCUGCCGUAGCAACGGCGACAUACUGGCCGUGGCCUAUGGGCUGUACUCCUUCUCCUCGCAGCACGUGCCCACAUCCGGCAGCGUUUUCCUGUGGAGCAUCAAGAACCCGGGCGAGCCGGAGCGCGCCUACUACUACGACGUGCCGGUGACGGCAAUAAGCUUUUCGCCCUACCUGCCCUGUCUUCUGGCCAUCGGCCUGUACGACGGGAGCGUCGAGGUGCGGGACGUGAGCAGUCUGCAGGACGUCCCCAUCGCCGUCUCGCAGCGCAGCACCUCGCCCGGCUCCUCGCCGGUGGUGGCCAUCCGCUGGAUCAAGCAGGUGGCGGAUGACGGCGAGGAGGCGGACAUCGACCCGUUCCUGAGCCUUUCGCAGGACGGCUCCGUCACCCGCUUCCGCAUCAUCAAGAGCCCCUUCCUGCUGGGCUUCAACCAGAUGACCCUGGAGCGGAUUGAGGGUCAUCCCGAGGGCAUCUUCGUGCACCCCUCGUCGCGAAUCCCCUGCGAGUCCAACCGCCACCCGCAGGGCCUGAGCCUCACCACCCACCCGCUGCACAAGGACAUAUACUACGUGCUCACCGACGAGGGGUGCAUCCACAAGUGCUCGAUCAACUACCAGCACCAGUAUCUGGAGGUGCUCCGCUGCCACGACGGAGGUGUCACCGUGAUGGAGUUCUCCCCCUGGUCGCCCAAACUGUUCCUCACCUGCGGGAAUGACUGGUUCGUACGCAUCUGGAUCGACGGCAUCACACGACCCCUGCUGGAGCUGCAAGAUGAGAUGACGCCAGUGCACUGGGCCAAGUGGAGCCCCACCCACUCCACGAUCAUUGUUUCGGUUAACCGAGAGACCGCCAACAUCUGGGACUUUCGACGUAACUUAUUACGGCCCAUGUCCAAGCACAAGAUGGACUCCUCCUUUAACACUGUAGCCCGGUUCUCACACUGCGGUCGCACCUUGGUUAUUGGCAACGAGCGCGGCAACACGCUUUUCAACGCCCUCGACGACAUGCCCUUUUCACCCCACUUUCAAUAUGACGAGUUGGAGAAGGCCAUUUACAAGGCCAUAGGCAACGACCACGAGCUCCUAAUGGAGCUUAAAAGCAUAGGUUUCUUUGGCUAUCCUAACAAGAAAGCCGUUUUCUAGAUUUUAAGAUUUGGUUUCAUUGUCAUUCUGAAGAAGACGAUUUUGGAUUAAAUAAUGAUCUGGUUCUACU